GGGAAGGCAUUCUGCAUGUGCUACGCCGCCCUGGGCAUUCCACUCACCCUUGUCAUGUUCCAGAGCCUUGGCGAACGCAUGAACACCUUUGUCAAGUACCUCUUGCAACGGAUGAAAAAAUGUUGCCGGAUGAGAAGCACAGAGGUCUCCAUGGAAAACAUGGUGGCUGUCGGCUUCUUCUCCUGCAUUGGCACCCUCUGCAUUGGAGCAGCGGCCUUUUCUCAUUGUGAGGAGUGGACCUUUUUCCAGGCCUUCUAUUACUGUUUUAUCACAUUGACUACAAUCGGGUUUGGGGACUACGUGGCCCUUCAAACGAAAGGAGCCCUUCAGAAGAAGCCGCUCUACGUGGCCUUUAGCUUUAUGUACAUCCUGGUGGGAUUAACUGUCAUUGGGGCAUUUCUCAAUCUGGUCGUUCUCAGGUUGUUCAUGAACAUUGAGGAAGAGAGACGGGAGGCCGAGGAGCGGGCCUCCCUGGCAGGAAACCGGAGCAGCAUGGUGGUCCACAUUCAAGAGGAUUCUCAGCAUGGCCGUCCACGGUACAAGGCUGAGGUCACGGAUCUUCAGUCUGAUUGUUCCUGCAUGUGUUACAGGUCCCAUGAAUACACCAGCCGGGUCGUUUCCCACCAAAAUUCCUUCAGUUCCAAGCUGAACCUUCAGUACUUUCACUCCAUCUCCUACAAGAUUGAGGAGAUCUCACCAAGCACAUUAAAGAACAGCCUAUUCCCAUCCCCGGUCAGUUCUAUCUCCCCUGGAUUGCACAGCUUUACAGAGAACCACAGGCUGAUGAGAAGACGGAAAUCCAUUUGA
Messenger RNA from Python bivittatus (Burmese python), 807 nucleotides. Lineage: Eukaryota; Metazoa; Chordata; Lepidosauria; Squamata; Pythonidae. The record is from RefSeq and is a predicted model, not a curated record.